This is a messenger RNA of Acaulospora morrowiae, 1538 nucleotides long. NCBI's taxonomy places the organism in Eukaryota, Fungi, Glomeromycota, Glomeromycetes, Diversisporales, Acaulosporaceae. The record is from the annotation of a GenBank genome assembly.
ACUUAAUGAGUGGGAAAAAUGGUGUCGUAAACGUGACAAAUUCUAUGAAUCAGUGAGAAGCGAGGACUCGUACGAAAGAACCGAACGAAUGAAACGCGAACUAGAUGUUGGCACAAGUCUUUGUGAAUUGUUCGAGGACAGUUAUUCUCGGUAUCAGCAACGAAGAGAGGAAAAAAUUGCUAAACAGCGAAGAAAGCUUGCUCAGAUAAACUCCGUAAUACAGGGCUUAAAAGAACAAUCGGAAAAAUCAGAAAGUAACGUGGCUGACUAUAGUAACAAAAUUGCUAUGGCAACCAAAGAAAAUAUAGCUUUAGAGAAUUAUUUGCGAAAAGCACAUGAAGCCCUGGUUAUAUUGACGAAAUCGAUGGUUAAUAUACCGAACUUUAAACUAACAAAUUCGGGAGAUGAAGGUCAAAAUACCAAUACCAUGACCUGUUCCCUGACCAUAAAUUCCAACAAAGCCGCAGUUGGCUCACUGUUAAACACCGUUGACUCAACUAAAGAAAUAGAAUGGACACAACAAAUUAGAGACUAUGCAAGAAGGAUAUGUGUUAAUCAGUUAGAUACAGGUUGUGUACAGAAUCUUGGUAUAAAAGCCAUACAAAAGAUUUUAAUGCAAAUGGCUAAGGAACAAAAGUCGAGGAAAACAUCAAGAAGAGGAAAGAGACGUAGCACAAUCAGUAACUCUUCAGGUACUUCUAUCACCAAGAGAAAUAAGAACAUCAUUGGCAAUGGUGAAAUUCUUAGUAAUAAUGGAAGUGCAUCAAAGAGAAAUGCGAAAAGAGCGCCGAGGAGAACACAACAAAAGUUAUCACAAAAUGCUCAGGUAUCUACUCGGGACAACCCGGAAUCUAAAAAUAAGCCCGCUGCACGAAGAGGACGACGACCAAAGAAUAAAAAAGUUGAUGCUGAGAAUCAUACGGGAAUAGGAGAGGCUCCAAAAAGCAAUGAAGGAGCGGCUGAUAUGAUAGGCGAUUGCUCUAAACGUGAUGACAAUUCGAAUUCAAAUUUUGCGUCAUUGGAUAAUAGUGUGGAAAAUGGCAUAAAUCAAACGGGAGCCAUUGGAUCGACCAGCACGAAUAAAAACAUUAGUAUCGACUCCAUAAAUGGUGACAUCACUAUGAACGCGAACGUUGUUAACAAUGGAGUUAUCGAAUCUAUAAAGAGCGAUCGUGGAUUAACCGAUCGAAAAGAAGAACCAUCCAACACUACGACGAACAAUAUGGGUUUCCUUGAAAUUGCGAAAUUACUUAACCCAGUCGAGAACACCAUCUCAACUUUGAAAAGCAGGAUUAACGGAAGUUCUGGUGAUAGUUUGGCUAGCACCCUCCUUGCGAACAAUUUGUAUUCUCUAAAUAAUAAUCUUACUGAAAACUCUAACACCGGGUCUACUUCCAUAAAUAUUUCUACUCUUCACAAUAAUUUCAUUAAUCAUUCGAUGAGUAGUCACUUGAACGGUGUCACUGGAAAUGAAGGAAUUUCUUCGAAUAUAUAUUCUAGCAGUGAUCUAGGGAUUAGUACUCCUUACCUAUUUUCCG